UAUUUUUGGCCUUUAAUUAUGUAUUUUUUCAUUUUAUUUGGAAUUUUCUAAAUUGUGAUUCAGCAUAAAAAUGGCAACGGCUAACUACUGCAAUCGUAGAAAGCCAGUAACUUGUAAGCGCUUAACAAAGUAUUCAAGAACAAAUGUAGAUUUAUUGAUGGCAGAGAAAAUAGUUUGUCCGAAUUGUGGUACAGAAAUUGGUGGUAAGGAAAAAAAGAGAAAGGACAGUGUUGUACCCUCUAAGCCAAGUACUAAGGAGAAGGGUAUUAAUAAUGCCAGGAAAAGUGGAAAAACUUCUGUGGUUUUGGAUAAAAAACCUUUAUGUACACCAAUUACGAAUUCCAUCAGUAAAGAUAUGAAUGGAAUGACUGAUGCAGUAUAUACGCAAAAUUAGAUAAAAAAACUCUGAAGGAUAUACAACUAGAACAGUCUCUUAUUGCUAGACGUCAGAUGACUAAAAAACUUAAUUUUGGUCGUCAUCAAAAAGUGUUCAAGAAUCUUAUUCCUUUAGACGUUGAUGAAUCCAUUAAAUAUUUGAA
Teleopsis dalmanni is the source of this 539-nucleotide messenger RNA. RefSeq lists its product as uncharacterized. The record is from RefSeq and is a predicted model, not a curated record. The transcript is spliced from 2 exons. The coding region runs from base 71 to 394 and encodes 107 amino acids. NCBI's taxonomy places the organism in Eukaryota, Metazoa, Arthropoda, Insecta, Diptera, Diopsidae.